Aegilops tauschii subsp. strangulata is the source of this 1782-nucleotide messenger RNA. The record is from RefSeq and is a predicted model, not a curated record. NCBI's taxonomy places the organism in Eukaryota, Viridiplantae, Streptophyta, Magnoliopsida, Poales, Poaceae.
AUGGUUGAGAUAUUUGAUCCUAGUAAGGGCAGAUUCAUUGUACAAGACUUGGUUGGCGAAGUGUCUCUCGGUGCCGUGGAUGUUGAGUGCAUCUUGGCCUUGGAGAACCACGGACUGUCGGCAGAAGGUAUUCUCGGUGAGGAAGGUGAGGAUGUUAAAGAUCGAGUGCUGCCUCAAUUCCUGAGCAAGACCACAGGUAACAUAGUCAUCGAUGAUCUGAUUGUGGACAUCACAAAAAAUAAAUCUGCCGAUGACGAUUUCCUUCGGAGAGUUGUCCUCGUGUUGCUUGGAACAGUUCUUGCUCCCAUGUCGAGCAAGACUUACCUGUACUGGGAGAAGAUUCAGCCUCUGGAAGGUGAAUGCGCAUUCAAUCCUAGCUUGUCCAUGGAACCUCUAAUGAGGAAUUGGACUGAAGCUGCAGCCUCAAGGAGAGACAAGUUUGAUUAUGACCAAGGCCAUGGCCGUGGUAACAUCAAGAUUGAAGACAACAUAACCAAGGAGUAUAGGGCGCAGGAGCGCAAAGUACCCGAACCAGAAAAGCCAAAAAUGAAGCGCCCGCCGUUGAGAUUGUUAGAGAAGUUGAACCAAAAUGGUGUGAUGUACAAGCCAGCGGCUGCUGCGGCUUCCGGCAACAACGAUGCCGACCUAGAAGUGGAUUCCUUUGAGAAUGGUCCGCCAGAAAAAAAAAGAAUUCAUAAAACACCUGCCAAGUUAAAUGUUGACAAGACAACGAAGCCUACUGAUGAGUGCGGCGCAACACCGGAGAACCCUUGGAUUGUAGGUAAUUCUCCUCGAGCAGAAUCGUCCGACAUUGACAUUUCUGCAAGUUCUAUCGACAGGAUGGUGGGUAAGAACAAGGGGAAAAAGUCUCCAGCAACCGCAAAAGAAGACGAUGUUAUAUCCGGGAAGCGCCGACAGACUGUUCCCAAGAAAUUUGAAUCCCCCUUUAAACUUGACAAGCCCGGCAAGCGAAGCGCUCGCGCUCUGUUUAGUGACAAUGACAUGGAAGGCUCUGUUAAGGACGAUUUGACACCGGAACUCAUCGAUGCUGCUGUUGCGUUUGUGGAGGCAGCUGCUCGGUUUGAGAAGAAUAUGACAAAAAGAGUUUACUACAAUGAACGUGGCACCUCUGUGACUGUGGAGAGUAUACGACCGAUUAUCGAUGCUUAUCAGACACAUUUGGCUCUGCGCGUUGGUCAUGAUCGGCACCUCUGUCCAGCCUGGAGGUCCAAAUACCUUGUUGAUCGUGCUAAGGCACGAGACAACCCUAAACCGUCGAAAUACAACAUGGACAGUGCGCUGAGCAAGCUGGAGCAGUACGUAGGGUUCUGGACGAGUAUACCGUCCUCGUUUAUCCCGUUGAACGUCGGCAAUACACACUGGAUCACCGUGGUGAUGCACAACCGCAAAGAAUUCCGAGUUUUUGAUUCGCUCUAUCCUCUCGAGUUCUCUCUCGACACUGUGAAAGCACUGCGACUAGCAAUAGCAAUUGAUAUGGAAGAGGCAAACUGUAUUACACCUGGCAAAUAUCCAGACGUCACUAAGUGGCCUAUCAUACCUCAGAUCGACAUGCCACUACAAGAGGACGGGAACUCUUGUGGCCUUUUUGUGAUUGAAGUUAUGGAGCAUUGGGACGGGGAUCGAUGGACCGCCAAUUUUACCCAGGGCACGGUUAAUGCAAGGAGAAGGCGUCUCAUCGCCGAGUUGGUUCUCUCACCUACCAACACGCUCGAAUGUGUGAAGAACAAAAUCCGCGACAUCGCAAAGAAAAGCAAGGCGUGA